Molecule: messenger RNA, 1176 nt
Organism: Trichosurus vulpecula (common brushtail)
Lineage: Eukaryota; Metazoa; Chordata; Mammalia; Diprotodontia; Phalangeridae
Gene: TEX9
Product: testis expressed 9
Exons: 12
Coding region: 1-1176 (391 amino acids)
Source: RefSeq, a predicted model, not a curated record
AUGGAGACCUGGAAGAUCGACCCGGCGCUGGGCGCUUCUGCCACCUCGGACUCCUGGUGGUGGGAUUCUGCCGGGAACUCGAAGCAGCUGAGAGACCUUCGGAGCCAGGAGGAAAAGUAUCUACGUCUAAAUGCAGAACUUGAAGCAAAAACAGCUGAUCUGGUUCGUCAAGCAGAAGAAGCUAUAAGAGAUCAAAAUGAGAUACUGUCCAAAGUAGUUUCAUCUCCAGUUAAACCACAUGAAGAGAAAGAAGAUUAUACAAAAGUUCACUCGUCUUCUGAAGGAGCAGGUACCACAAAUAGUAAGCAACCAAAGAUCAGUAAAUCUGAUUCUGUGACUGAAAUUCAGAACAAGUCACAGUCUGGGAAUAAAGGAAAGAAAAAAACUUCAAGUAUAAAAUGUAAACGUGCUAAUAUACAGAAUGCCAAUGAUGUUGCUGUCCCAGAGGACUUCAAAAACUUUUCACUUACAAACACAAUUAAUAGAAUUGAAGGACAAUUAGAAGAAGGAGACUUACCUGAUGACAUAGAUGAUGAUAUUUUCCCUGGUCUCAGUGAAGACAUUGGAACAGAGGCCCAGAUCAGAUUUCUAAAGGCAAAACUCCGUGUUAUGCAGGAGGAAUUGGAUAGUCUUGUAUAUGAUUGCAAUAAAAAGGAGGAUGAAGUUAGAAAUUUAAAAGCCUCUCUUAAAGAUAUUAAUGAAGAUCGUGUUAGAAUGGAGCGAACAAUCAAUGUUCAACAGUCUCAGAUUGAAAAAUAUAAAACUCUUUCAGAGGAGGCAAACAAAAAAUGUGAUGGAUUUCAGCAACAGCUCACUGCAGUAGAAAAGGAAUUAGACAACAGAAAGAAACUACAAAAACAGGCUUCAUCUAGUCAAAGUGCCAUAGAAGUUCGCUUGAAUAGAGCUCUUGAAGAUGUAGAAAAGUAUAAACUGGAGUUAAGUAAAUUAAAGCAGAGUAACAAGGACUUAGAAAAUGAAGAACAAAAGAAAAUUGAAGAAUUAAAAACAGAAAACAAGAAGCUAGAAAAACAGAAAGGAGAGCUGAUGACAGGUUUCAAAAAACAGCUUAAAUUAAUUGAUAUUUUAAAAAGACAAAAGAUGCAUAUUGAAGCUGCUAAGAUGCUGUCUUUCACUGAAGAGGAAUUUAUGAAGGCACUUGAAUGGGGAAAUAAAUAA